Messenger RNA from Histoplasma mississippiense, 564 nucleotides. RefSeq lists its product with no specific name. The coding region runs from base 1 to 564 and encodes 187 amino acids. The record is from RefSeq and is a predicted model, not a curated record. The transcript has 3 exons. Lineage: Eukaryota; Fungi; Ascomycota; Eurotiomycetes; Onygenales; Ajellomycetaceae.
AUGACAAUCACCUACGCUAUUGCGGGAUGGUGGCUACAGCAAAAGCCCGAUGACCAGGAGUAUGGCAAAUGCAACCAGGAGUUGGAAUCUGUCGAGGGCACAGGGAAACUUGCGUCGAUCCUGGGAGGAGCGACUUUCGAGAGACUAUUGAUCAUGGCGCAGCAGGCGCUCAGCUUUUUGAGCUGGUUGGGCCACAACCCAAAUUCUACACCAUCAGAUGUGCCCAGCAAUGAGGAUGUGAAAGACACUUCAAGCAUCUGUACACCAACAUCUCCUGGACGCCAAACCGAGCUCUACCAGUUCGCAAUUGAUGACAUUGAAGGAGUCGAAUGUUAUUACGGUUUGAUGUAUGACCUGAAAUCUGCUCGCGUACUAUUUGCCGCGAAAACCAAAGAUGGAAUUAGGGUAGGAAUAUCUAAUUGGGAAACAUUCAUCAAAGCAAAGGGUGCUAGGAGCGCAGUUGAAAAGAUGGAUGAGGAUCUGAAAGAACUCGCAAGCAAAUACGGGCUAGCCUGGGAUGAGAGAUUGGACACAACUGAUGUCUUGGAGAAUGGGCGGAAAUGA